Messenger RNA from Silurus meridionalis, 1739 nucleotides. It is a transcript of the gene stard10, whose product is annotated as StAR-related lipid transfer (START) domain containing 10. The record is from RefSeq and is a predicted model, not a curated record. NCBI's taxonomy places the organism in Eukaryota, Metazoa, Chordata, Actinopteri, Siluriformes, Siluridae. The transcript is spliced from 6 exons. Gene Ontology annotation, molecular function: lipid binding. Bases 528 to 1328 code for a protein of 266 amino acids.
AUUACAACUGUACACGCCAUCCUCAUCAUCAUCAUCAUCUCCUCCUCUCUCACGCGCAUGCGGUGCAGUGGGCGGUCCGCAUCUGCCACUCGUUCUUAUCUCAAGGCCUGUGUGUGUACGCGCGUGCACGGGAAACCCUAACAGCGGCGGCGGAUAGUUCUGCCACUCAGUGCUCGCGCUCAACCACCGCUCAGAAGAACGCCGUUUUUCCGUCUCGAUACCGGGGCUGUUUGCUGUUUCACUCGCGCGCUGCCGGUGUCAGAGCUGUGCACGAGCCCGUCUCUGUCGUUAUAUCCACAGUGCUCGCGUGCGCUUGAAGCCCACUCCGUUUCAGCGGCUCGAGCCGAGCGUCGCGAGCAGCGCGCGCACCUUAUAUAAAACCUCUAUCUAAACGGAACUUCCAGAGUUACCACAGGAGGGAAAGCGGACAUUACCCCGGGGUAGUGUCAGGCCCGAUCCGGUUUCAGCACCUGCUUCCGUUAGGCUCGGAGCGCACGCGCUUGCAGCAGUGCGAGUGUUUAGAGAAGAUGUCCGGUGACACGGUUCUGAUCCCGGAUGACCGAGCCUUCAGCAACUUCAAACACGAGUGUGUGUCUGAUGAAGGAUGGAGUCUGACCUACAACAAGUCCGGUAUCACGGUUCUGAUUCAAAUCCUGGAGGAGGAGAAAUCCCUGCACAAGAUCAAGUGCCGUAUGGUGUGUAAGGACGUUCCUGCAGAGACCAUGUACGACGUGCUCCAUGAUAUCGAGUAUCGGCGAAAAUGGGACUCGAAUGUGAUUGAGACCUUUGACAUCGGCAAACUGACGGUCAACGCAGACAUCGGCUACUACUCCUGGAAGUGUCCUAAACCCCUGAAGAACCGUGAUGUCAUCACGCUGCGCUCCUGGCUGCCGAUGGGAAACGACUACAUCAUCAUGAACUACUCUGUCAAACACCCGAAAUACCCCCCAAAGAAGGACAUGGUGCGAGCAGUCUCCAUCCAGACAGGUUACUUCAUCCAAAGCAACAGUCCAUCCAGCUGUACUCUAACUUACCUGGCACAAGUUGACCCGAAAGGUUCUCUCCCUAAGUGGGUGGUAAAUAAGUCUUCCCAGCUUUUGGCUCCUAAAGCGAUGAAGCGUAUAGCACGGGCAUGUGUGAAGUACGCUGAGUGGAAGCAGAAGCACAGUCCAGGCUUUAAGCCGUGGCUUUACCCUGAGCAGAGCCGCCUGAGCAGCAUGGCGCUGUCUGAGCUCUCACUGCAACAUGCCGACUCACUCGAGAACAUCGACGAGAGCACGCUGAGCGAGAGCAAGGACGAGCGUGCUGAACACAGUGAUGAUGACUGAAACCCAAACCCAACACACACACACACACACACACACACACACACACACACACACGUAGCAUCAAGGACACUAAACAUGACACAGUAAUGUACACUGGGGUCAAGGUGUAGAUUAUAUAUUAUCAAUGCAGAGUAGGAGAAGGACAUCACACACACACACACACACACACACACACACACACACACACACACACGUAAUGGUGACCACUGCCAACUUCUUCUCAGAAGAAAGUGUCCUUCAAUCCAUUUCCCAUCAAUCUUUUGUUGGAUGAGGAUUCUUCCCCUGUUACCAUCUCUACUAUGACACACACACACACACACACACACACACACACACCAACCCAAACCCAGAGUUUUUCUUCUGUUAUGGUGCCACAAUAAAAUAAUGGAUUUCUGUCCACAUUUUUGGCAA